CAUAUUCAAAUGGAAACAACAGGAAUAACUUUAAACUCAGAUCUUGUCCAACAACCAGCAACCCUAAUACCUAAUUACAAUACCAAUGAUGAUGAUGAUCAAAUGAUGUUUUACACUUCUUCUAACAACAAUAAUCAUCAUCAAUUUAUCCAAAACACAUUUACAUUUCCAUCCACUCCUACUUCUUCAUUAACUAACAAAAUUAAUGAUAACAACAUUAAUAUUUCUUCUUCCUCAAGUAACCUACUAUUCCCUCCAUUAAUACCUAAUUGCUCAGAGUUAUCUCAAACUCCUCCUAUUUUGGAUAAUAUUGAUUGGAUUAAUCUCUUUUCUUCUUGCUCGGCUCUUGAACCAAGCGCGAUAUCUGUAGAAUCAUCUACCUCAUCAGCUCAAGCUAAUGACAACCACCUCAACAAUACUAGUAAUAUUGAUAAUACUGUAAAUGGUUGCAAGAAUCAUGGUCAACAAGAUAGAGGAGAGAAAGGAAUGAGCAGUUAUAAUAAUAAUAAUAAGAAUAUUAAUGGUACAACUGGUAAAGGAAGGUCAUCUGUUUCAUGCUCAUCUAAUAGUAUGAAGAAAAAGAUGGUACCUCCGAGGUUUGCUUUCCAUACAAAAAGUGUGGAUGAUGUUCUUGAUGAUGGGUAUAAGUGGAGAAAAUAUGGACAAAAGUCUGUCAAAAAUAACUCCCACCCCAGGAGUUAUUAUCGUUGCACGUACCACACAUGCAAUGUAAAGAAACAGAUACAACGACAUUCAAGGGAUACAAGAACCGUAAUUACAACAUACGAAGGCAUUCACAAUCAUCCUAGCGAAAAGUUGAUGGAGACCUUGAGCCCUCUCCUCAAGCAACUUCAGUUCCUCUCUCGAUUUUAGGGUUUUAUUAAGCUCUAUGAAUAUGAAUAUCCUUGUAGUUAAAUGUAAUUAAUUGCUAAUCAACACCACGAACUUGGUGCAAAUUAAUUAGUCUUUCAAUCUUUUGUAGUUACACAGUGCACAUACAAAAUGUACAAGAAAGGCAAUCAAAAAGUUAAUUAGACCCGUAGCACAUGUUAAAUUUAUUGUUUUC
This is a messenger RNA of Beta vulgaris subsp. vulgaris (sugar beet), 1066 nucleotides long. RefSeq names its product probable WRKY transcription factor 56. Gene Ontology annotation, molecular function: sequence-specific DNA binding; DNA-binding transcription factor activity. Gene Ontology annotation, biological process: regulation of DNA-templated transcription. Bases 10 to 873 code for a protein of 287 amino acids. Lineage: Eukaryota; Viridiplantae; Streptophyta; Magnoliopsida; Caryophyllales; Amaranthaceae. The record is from RefSeq and is a predicted model, not a curated record. The transcript has 2 exons.